AGAUACACACAUACGGAAUAUCGUUCGGUGUCGGCGGUGGAGAGCUCCGCCAUUGACGCCGAGAAUGUUAAGCUCCGCGGAAACCACUCAUUCGGAUUUCUCUAUAUUUAGAUAUUACUCGACUCUAUUAUUAUGCUCCUUGGAAAUCUCCAUGUCAAUCUCCAGUUGAUUUCGCUUUGAACAAUAGAAUGGGCUAUCUGCUUUUCCGUCGCACGCUUUCACGUACUCUGCCAUUUGGCAAUGCAGAUUUCUGUCACUCAACCUCAAAGUCAAUGUUUGGAACUUCACACAGUGUUUUUCAGUGCAUAAGGAUGAUCGGUAGUUCCAUUCAUACCAAAAAAUUUGAUUUUACAGACCUCAAGCACCCACAUACAUGGUAUCCUAUUGCACGGAGGCGAAAAAGGAAAGUAAUAUUGCAUGUUGGUCCAACAAAUAGUGGUAAAACAUAUCAUGCUCUGAAGCGAUUGGCAUCCUGUUCUUCAGGUAUCUACUGUGGACCAUUGAGACUGCUGGCAUGGGAAGUUGCUCAACGGAUGAAUAAGGCUGGAGUUCCAUGUGAUUUAAUAACCGGACAAGAGAGAGAAGAAGUUGAUGGAGCAAAACAUAAGUCAGUUACCGUAGAAAUGGCAGAUGUUACAUCUGAGUAUAAAUGUGCAGUUGUUGAUGAAAUUCAGAUGUUGGGAUGUAGAACGCGAGGUUUUUCGUUUACACGGGCUUUACUAGGGUUAGCAGCUGAAGAACUACACUUGUGUGGGGAUGCUGCCGUAGUCCCUCUAAUACAAGAAAUACUUAAAGUUACUGAUGAUGAUGUCAAGGUUCAAUCCUAUGAGAGGCUUUCUCCUCUUUCUCCAUUAAAGGUUCCUCUGGGAUCCUUUUCCAACAUACGGACAGGGGACUGCAUCGUCACAUUUUCACGAAAGGGGAUAUACACGAUAAAGAGGGAAAUUGAAAGCAGAGGGAAGCAUCUUUGCUCUGUUAUUUAUGGCUCACUACCUCCGGAGACUCGAAGCAGACAGGCAACAAUGUUCAAUGAUGCAAACAAUGGUUUUGAUGUCCUCGUUGCUAGUGAUGCUAUUGGAAUGGGUCUGAACCUUAACAUAUCUAGAAUUAUAUUUUCGACAUUGAGGAAAUUUGAUGGAGUGGAAACAAGGGAUCUUUAUAUUUCCGAGAUUAAACAAAUUGCUGGAAGAGCUGGCAGGUACAAAUCUAAGUUUCCCACGGGUGAAGUGACCUGUCUAAGUGCUGCUGAUCUACCAUUACUUCACUCAGCUUUAAGUUCUCCAUCUCCUGUCAUACAACAAGCUGGACUUUUUCCUAACUUCGAUCUUUUGUUCAUGUAUUCACGCUUACACCCAACUUAUAGCCUUCACCAAAUACUGGAGCACUUUAUUGCGAAUGCCAAGUUGUCAGAAAACUUUUUCAUCUCAGAUUGUGAGGAAAUAUUGAAAGUCGCAGCAGUUGUAGAUGAGCUACCUCUCAAUUUGCAAGAUAAAUAUCUCUUUGCAAUGAGUCCUGUUGAAAUGGAUGAUGACAUUUCGUCGCAGGGGCUGACCCAGUUUGCAAUGAGUUAUGCCAGAAAUAAGGUUGUUCGGCUUAAGGAAAUUUUCACUCCUGGAACACUCAAGAUUCCAAAAUCACAUAACGCUCUUAAGGAGCUUGAAUCAAUCCAUAAGGUUCUGGAUCUGUACGUUUGGCUGGGUUUUCACAUGGAUGACUGCUUCCCGGACCGUGAAUUAGCAGCUUCUCAAAAGGCUAUUUGUGCCAUGUUAAUUGAGGAGUUUUUAGGGAGGGAUAGCUGGCGGACACCUGCUCAUAAAAGAAUUACAUCUUUACAAGCAUCUAGUUCUCUUAUUCGACGGCCUUCAAAAUGACCUUUGCAAUUCUUCUGCAUUCCUUCCCUUGGUUCAAUAUUUCUGUUUCCAGCAGCUGGCGAUGAAAAUCCACAUUGCUUACUCAGGGCAAAUGCUCUUACAAUAUAUGAAGGGGACUCAUUCGCGCCGAAAAUGUGAAACAACAGGCUGGCGGAUUAUACGGGUUUGUGACUACAAUGUGUGUCAAA
Andrographis paniculata is the source of this 2059-nucleotide messenger RNA. RefSeq names its product DExH-box ATP-dependent RNA helicase DExH16, mitochondrial. The coding region runs from base 189 to 1871 and encodes 560 amino acids. Gene Ontology annotation, cellular component: mitochondrial degradosome. NCBI's taxonomy places the organism in Eukaryota, Viridiplantae, Streptophyta, Magnoliopsida, Lamiales, Acanthaceae. The transcript has 18 exons. Gene Ontology annotation, molecular function: hydrolase activity, acting on acid anhydrides; ATP binding; RNA helicase activity. Gene Ontology annotation, biological process: RNA catabolic process; mitochondrial RNA 3'-end processing. The record is from RefSeq and is a predicted model, not a curated record.